Molecule: messenger RNA, 2967 nt
Organism: Symbiodinium sp. CCMP2592
Lineage: Eukaryota; Dinophyceae; Suessiales; Symbiodiniaceae
Source: the annotation of a GenBank genome assembly
AUGCAGCACGUUCGUCUUCUCGUGCUGGUGUGCGGCGCAUUCGCAGAGGAUGCGGUGCCUCUGCCACCUCCCCCGGAGAACAUGACGCAAGCGGCACCCGGGGACCAAGCCGUCCCGGCCGUCCCAGAGCGCAGCCUGUCAGGCAGUGGCAGGUGGUCACUGCUGCCCUCCUUUGCACACGCAUUGUUCGGCGUGACGCAAACGGAGGGCCUGUCGGGCUUCGGCACCGUGUCGGCCGGCAUUCUGGCUGGCGCGUUCUAUGACGAUAGCCAGCAGGGCGGGGAGAGCGGGUCAUCGGGCAACACCGAGGGUGAGUGGUGUCCAGGUUGCGGCCCAGGUGUGGCCUUCGCGCUUGGUGUCUUCGGAGUCGUCACGGACGACAGCGUCGACAAAAGCGAAGUGGAGCAGAUGAUCGACGAAGCUCUGAGAAAGGCCAAGGAGGAGUGGAAGGAGGAGGUUCUGAGGGAGACCCGCGGCAUCGUCCAGGAAGCCCUCGUAACGGCCAACUUGAAAGAUGCACAGCUGGAGAUCCAGAGUUUCACGAAGGAUCUGGCCGCCGCGCCUAACUUGGACUUCCUCGAGCCGGAUGCAGCGUUAGCAUAUGUCAUGGCCUUGGAGAACAGGGUCACCGUUCUUGCAGAGAAGCUCUUCUUGCCCUGCAUGGAGUCUGGGUGGGGCAGCCAAGCCUGCAUUGAUCGUGUGGGCUCUGGUGCAGCUUAUACGCUCGAUACAUUGAUCAACUUGCACUCCUGGGUCUUCGCUGAGAUCUUCCGGACCUUGGAGAAGAAGUGGCGCCUGCUCCAGGAUCACUGGUCCAGUUUUUCCAGUGCGAACCUUGGGCUCCAGGACGUCGCAAGGACCACGCUGCAAAGCAACUUCCAACGCGUGGGAUGCCCCAACAACCAUACUUCCCACGGUGCUUUGGAGAGCUUCAAGGCUGCGAAGGUUCCCUAUGUCCUCAUGAGGCACGACGCGUGGUUCGUGACAUACAGCGAGGCGUUCAGCGACCUUGCCUCUGCGGAGGCGAGGUAUCAUGACACGUCUUUCAAUCUACAUUGGUCGAAAGCGAUGAUGAUCGUCAACAGUGAUUUCGUGAAUCAGCGCCACUACGCGCACGUUUCUGGUUACUGGGACGGUAUAUCGAGAGACUUCAAGAAUCACUACGAUCAGAAGUACAAGGCCGGCCCGGAAGGGCCCUUCUUGCCCUUUGUCGCCAUGACCCACCAGAAUUGGGGUGUCGUGACGGACAAGGUCUUUGCCGACCUCCAAGCGGCAAUAACGUACUUUGAGACGCAGCUGAACGGCGGGCCGAAGGCCGCUGUGGUGGUGGAUGGCCGGUUCACUGAGCUGCGCUGGUAUGGGGCAGGCAACGAAGGCGCCCUACGAGCCGACUACCUGAAACAUUUCAAGGCGAAGUACAGCCCCAAGGACGUCCACCUGCUCGACAAAAUGCACGGCUACUGCAGAGCGAUGAAGCUGCAGAGCGAUGUCAACGUGGUAAAGACUCAGACCGAUGUCGAGAAGGCAAAGGAGUGCUGCGGCGGUGGCCAGGUGACCUGCCAGCUCAAGACGGACAAUGACGACUGCGCGGAAGAGACGGUCCUGCGAUCCGACAUCUACCGGACUAUGCAGCGGAAAUUCAAAGGUGUCACAGCCCGGUACAAGAAGUACCUUGCCAGGAGCUUGGACAAGUUUCUGAAUGCUCGGCUGGCCAGCAUCCUGUGUGACAAUAAUGGAUGUCGGGAUGACCAGGACAUUUCCGAGAGCACUAAUUAUUUGCCACGGGAUCUGGGGAAUUUCCAGGCCGUUUCGAGCUUGAAGAGGGAGACCUGGUACAAAGGCAUGCUGUCGUUUGAAAAGAGCAACAUCCUGGUGUCGGGGAGAAAGGUCUACAGCUUGGACACACCGGAAACUGCAUGGUCGACAGAGACGGUCUCCGUGGAUCAAAAAGCUGGCUUUGCCAGGCUCAUCGGCAUCGUCCCGAAAGACAGGAACACUCCCAUCCUGAAUAUCAAUGGCCAGAAUUUCGACUCCCCAACAUGCGGCCAGAACCAGGGAGAGGGGCGCCCUCAGGUGUGCUCACCAGACACUCACUGGUACAGCUCGGCUGAGGCAGACGAUCCCUCACCGAUCUUCUGGGAUUUCAACCUGACAGGCAGCGAAGUGACAAUCACCAAGAGGUUGCAAGCAUACAACUACAUCGGAGCAUUCUCCAACUUGGUCCUUCAAGUUCAACCUACUCCUCAUGCAUGGCCACAGCUCCUCCCGCCCCGCUUGGAGCAGGGCACUAGCGAGUAUACGUUGAAUGCUUACUACGGGUGCCAGAUUCGGGACAACAGGUACUUACGAUGCACCGGAGAGGACCAAUACCACGGUGCCUACGGCGGGGGCCUGCGACUCGAAUUUAAAAACGACCUCAAGUGGGAUGUGCGUUUCUACAUGCGCUUAGAGGGGCUGCAGGGGACACCUGGUGGGAGUGCCGCCGCGCUCAUGUUUACGCAGUUUUUCUGGGGUAGUUACAUGGCCCAUGGCACGUAUCCUCCCACGCUCUUCCUGGAUGGCAGCUUGACCACGAGUACCAACGGUGGUGGUCAAGGAUUCUCGGACUGGGGGAACAAGGUCCUGAUGGAAGAGUCACCGGUGGAAGAUGGCAAAUGGCACAGUUACCGCAUCAAGAGGAGCGAGGGGGCCCUUUGGGUCUUCAUUGAUGAUGUCCUGGUCGUGCAUUACAAGCUUCACGAUACACGCAUCAUCGGACUCCGGAUCCGGCCCUGGCGGGCCGUGGCAUCCAUCUGGGGCUUUCAGGUGGAAGACGAGCUUACGGGCAUCCAUGUGCUCAACAACUACCACGAUCAAACCGGGGUCUACGGGAAGUACUUCAGCUUCAACAUGGAGGACACCGGUAUGGAAUCACCGGAGUUCAUAGGCAUCAAGAGCAAAGCGGGGCAAAGGCAUGCAAAAAAGUAA